ACUGUAUCUCCUGUCACUUUGGUGUCACUUGUCUGUCCAAGUGCCUCGGGCUAAGCGCGCAGCUCGCUGUCCUUUAAUUCCAUCGAUAACCCGGCCAACGCAUCUAUCACCGCCCGGGCGCCGCUGACUGCCAUCUGUGCAAGCAAAGUGGCGGUGGACUGCGGUUGCACACUAGCACAACUUCUUCUCUUCUUACUUCUUUCACUAGCAUCACGGAUGGCGGCAACUGCAGAUGGCAGGGUGUUAAAACGCGCGAUCCAGGGCACGAUCCAAGACAAAUUCCUUGUAGGCUAUCAAGGAUGGUUCACAUGCGGUGGAGAUGGUCCUCCUAUCGGUCCAGGGCACCACGGCUGGCUACAUUGGGUCAACCAACCCCUCCCGCCACCCUCCUCCGGACGUCCGAACACGGAUCUCUGGCCUGACACGUCGGAAUACUCGCCGUCGGAGCUGUACGACGUCGCGGGGCUGACGCACAGAGACGGGACGCCGGCGCGAGUGUUCAGCAGUCGUGACGCGCGGACAGUCCGGAGGCAUUUCAAGUGGAUGGCGAUACAUGGGGUCGAUGGCGCCUUUCUGCAGCGGUUCGUAGGGGAGGUUGAUCCAGCGCCGGAGGGCAAUCGGGACGGGGCAGGCACGAGGGGCUUGAGAGACGAGAUCGGAAGAAGGGUUCGGGAGGCUGCGGAGGCCGAGGGUCGGGUGUGGGCUGUGAUGUACGAUGUGUCUGGCGUCCCGGAGGCUGAUCUCGAAAGGAUCCUCACCCUCGAUCUGGCGCAUUUGAUCAACGAGGAACGGAUUUUCGAUUCGCCAGCUUACUUGCGCGACCAUGGCCGCCCGGUGCUCGGGAUCUGGGGUCUGGGCAUGUCCGACUCACCCGUUUCACAUCACAGCGCUCGCCGGAUCCUGCAAGCUAUGCGGUCCAUCGCGGGCCAGUUGUAUAUCUUCGCCGGUGUACCAUCGCAUUGGCGUUCACCUGGCCAAGGUGACGCUCACGGGGACCCGGGAUGGUCAGACUUGUGGCUAGGCAAAGAUGGAAUGGUAGAUGCACUGUCGCCUUGGUCAGUGGGCCGAUAUAGCACUGUUGAGGAAGUCGAUCGAUGGGCAGAAGAGCGGUGGGGUGGUGACGGGGACUUGAUUUCAAGGCACAACGAAAGAUCGGAGGGAAGAAAGGUAGACUAUGCACCUGUAGUGCUGCCUGGCGGCUCAGGUUUCAACCUAUCAGAAGGCAAAUGGGCGUUCAACGGGAUCAAGAGACAGGGUGGCAAGUUCCUGUGGUCCCAAAUCUUCCACGCAAAGCGUACGAAGGGCGUGCGUGUUAUGUAUGGUGCUAUGUGGGAUGAAUAUGACGAAGGAACGGCAUUUCUUCCCGUCAUCGAGCACAAACGUCUUCUUCCCGAACAUGACCGCUGGCCUUUUCUUUCUCUGGACGAAGAUGGAUACGAUCUACCCUCGGACUGGUACAUGCGCAUUGCAGGAUUCGCAGCCGAGGGACUUCGCAGUGAGCGGCGGGUGUUUGACUCCUUCCCGAGCAAAGAACUGCAGGAUUACUGGUCGUCGAGGCCGAGAUACGAGGAGCAGGCGACCCCCUCGGCGGCGUCAGGAUCCUCGUCUGCGGAGACACGGGAGACGUUGACGCCCGCGGAGAUCGCAGCGCAGGAACAAUUCGAGGCGUGGAGUGCCGAACAGAGGAGGAAGGAAGCGGAGACCCAGGAGAUGCCUCCACCCGCGUAUACUCUGGUGGAUGAGCAGGAAGGCUCAUCAGUGCCGCCUGUGAUGGCAUCUCCUCCAGCUGCGGCGGCACCAGUCGUACAACCUGCUGCGACACCCGUGUCCGCAUCGACGCCGCAGCAAAGUUCCGGACCUGCAACUUCUGCGUCGCCUUCGCCUCAGCUCAACUACAAUUCGCGGCCAGGGAUCGACGCAGCAGUCAAUGAUCUGGCUUCUGACUUUAGGAGACAGCGCAUCGAUUCGCAGCCGCCGUUGCAUCCAAACCAAGCAGCUGCUGCUACUGGCCGACAUGGCAGCUUCCAAGGCGCAGUCACCAAUCCUGGAGCGAACCAAGCUGCGAUAGAGAGACCGCCGCUACACCCAACGCAUCCUCAGGCCGGCAGGGUCAACAGCACUGGCUCUGUCCAGCCGUCUAGCACACCACCCGCUGCAUCGUAUCAACAGCCGCAGAGUGCCUCCACAUACACCCCUGCACCUGGCGGAUAUCCCGGCCCGCACCAACCAGCCUCAAAUUCAUAUCAGUCCCCUGCGUCUAGUCAGAUGCAAUAUCAGCAGCCGGGAUCUGCCUCGAGUUAUGCGCCUCCCUCCGGUUCCCCAGGGGCUCAAUUCGGGGCAGCUCCAUCCAGUUAUGCACAAGGCUCGAGCACACCGCGCCCGCAGCAGGCUACGGGGACAUCCUCUUAUGGAUACACCCCUUCGAGUCCCUCACACUCUGGCUACCGUCCUCCGUCAGGGCCCCCACCGGCCUCCGGUAGCUACGCCCCUCCCAGUCCGGUAACCCAGGCACGCCCGCAAACAACACUUCCGGGGCAGAUCUACCAGUCGAAUCAAGUUCCCACGCCAGCUCCGCGCCCUGCUUCGGCCCGUCCUGCCCCUGGGCCGGGGCCUGUCACGGGACAUGGACGGCCAGGCUCGCACUCUCCUUCUCAUGGAUAUCCAGGCCCACGACCCAAUUCGGCCAUGUCUCAUCAGACCUCGGCAUAUCCUGGCCAACAUAAACACAACGGAUCGCCGACUCUGCAUCCCGGGCAGUCUGGUCGGCCGACAACUCCUAAUUAUCCUGCUCCUCAUGGUCGGCCGGCAAGUCAUAGUCAUCCUGCUCCUCAUGCUCCCCAUGGUCAACCUAGUUAUCCUGCUCCUCAUGCCCCGCCGGCAACUCCCAGUCACCCUGCUCCCCAUGGUCAGCCGGCAACUCCUAGUUAUCCUGCUCCUCCUGCUCCUCCUGCUCCUCCGGCAAUUCCAGCAUUUCCCGCCUCAGUUGGACCACCUCCAUCUCCACAGCCAUCGUUCCCGUGGGCCAAUCAGGGCGCAGCCUGGCCGCCGUUCCCUGCGUAUGAUCAAUCCAGGUAUCCGCCCUUCCCGGGCUCAGAUUCGGGGUCAGGCUACUUUGGCCAACCAGCAUUCCCGAAUCCUGGAUCAGGGUAUUCUCCGCCGCAGCCUGACCCAUAUUAUCAGGGUCAGGGUCAAUGGGCGCCUCCGCCGCUGCCGCAAAGACCUGGAACUGCUUUCCCGACUCCCAGCCCAGGGUCCGGCCCAGGAUUCCCGACGCCCGGAGGCACCAGCGCAUCCAGUACUGGAAUGCUAGGAUUUAUGGCCUCGCCGAUGGAGAGACUUGUGGGGAGACGUACCAGGGAGCAGAUAGAGGACACUGUGGACAGUUUGGCUCAUUCGAGCUCAAAACUGCUGAAUAAAUUCCGAUAGGUAGCACUCGUAAUUGGACAUUGAAAUAUGUCUCGAUCACAUUUUGACCAGGAGAGUAAUCCAUAUGCAAAGUCGAGUCUCAGUACAAGUAAUGACAUCGCCUGAGGUGACGGGCGACACAACGGUAGAUUAGUGCUACAAGAUCCUCAGACCUCCUGUACAGAAAGCAAAUCAUCCAGCUCCCUCAAGCGAUGUUCACAGCUCUCCUUCUCCGCCAACUUGGCCUCAAGACUGGCAAUCUCCCUGUCAAUGCCCAUCCGCUCUUCGGCUGUUCCAACUCGCGUCAGCGUCCAGCCACCGGAUCCAUCUCCCUUGAGUGUCA
Messenger RNA from Mycena citricolor, 3748 nucleotides. NCBI's taxonomy places the organism in Eukaryota, Fungi, Basidiomycota, Agaricomycetes, Agaricales, Mycenaceae. The record is from the annotation of a GenBank genome assembly.